Messenger RNA from Prunus mume (Japanese apricot), 735 nucleotides. The record is from RefSeq and is a predicted model, not a curated record. Lineage: Eukaryota; Viridiplantae; Streptophyta; Magnoliopsida; Rosales; Rosaceae.
AUGCGAAAGCUGAUUAACUUAAAGCAUCUUUAUACUUACCUCUCUGGUAGUGUAAAAUUACCAGAAGAGAUUGAGAGAUUAACAAGUCUGGAAAGACUAGAUUAUGUUUCUGUCAGAAGAGGCCAUGGCUAUGGUGACACUGACAACAAUGAAACAACAUUUAAGUUGGGAAGUUUGAGAGAAAUGAACCAGCUUCGAGGGAGUCUUUGUAUAAAUGGGUUGAGUGAUAUAAACACUGUGAGUGAGGCUAAAGAGGCACAAUUGGUGAAGGAACUCCUGGUCGAGUUGAAUCUGUCUUUCUCAGUAGAUAAAAAUUAUGAGAAAAUAUGGAGGGAUGGACAAAUCCUGAAUGCCUUACAACCACAUCCAAAUUUGGAAGAGUUAACCAUCCUGCAUUACCAUGGCACCAACUGGCAUGUCGAAUGGAUGCUGUCGUUACAUAAUUUGAGGUGGCUAGCUCUUGAAACCAAUUUCUUUUGUGAGUUUUUGCCUCCUUUGAGGAAUUUUCCGUCCCUUGAGAUUUUAGAAAUAAGUUGGAUGCUUGGUGUGAAAAAGGUGGGAGUUGAGUUUUUAGAUGUGCAGGAGCAAACAUCAUCAUCAUCUUCAUUCCCGAAAUUGAAACAACUUUGUUUUAAAGAUGUCCAGUGGGAAGAACGGGAAGGAGGAGCAGAGCAUUCUGAAAUUACAAUAAUGCAAUCUCUUUCCUCCUUAACAUUGUGGAACAACCUUAGCUGA